Molecule: messenger RNA, 1461 nt
Organism: Pedinophyceae sp. YPF-701
Lineage: Eukaryota; Viridiplantae; Chlorophyta; Pedinophyceae
Source: the annotation of a GenBank genome assembly
AUGUCUCCCGCCGGCGCGGCUGCGGCGCCGAUCGCCGGGCACGGCGGCGAGGACGAUGGCUUCAUGGUCGGUGUAGCCAUCAGCGUGUUUCAGAACAGCGGAGACAACGGGAGCAACUGGACCCGCUACCAGUCGCAGCGCCUGUGCUGCUGCAUCCCCACGAUCGCGGGGGGGCACAAGGCGGAGGACGGCCCUGAUUUUUGGAACAACUACCAGGACGACAUCAAGCUCGCCGCGAGCCUCGGAUCCAACUGCUUCCGGUUCUCGCUUGAGUGGGCGAGGCUCGAGCCCAGGCGCGGGGAGUACGACGCGGCCGCCUGGGAGCACUACGACGGCAUCGUGCAGUGCAUCAAGGACCACGGGAUGCACCCGCACGCAACGCUGCACCACUACGUGCACCCCACGUGGUUCGAGGACCUGGGGGCGUUCGAGAAGGAGCAGAACAUCGCGAUCUACGUCGAGUUCGCGCGGGAGUGCUUUCGCCGGUGGGGCAAUCAGAUUCGGUACUGGACGACGUUCAACGAGAUCACCGUGUACAUCGUGGCGGGCUACCUGUCGACGCAGUUCCCCCCGGGGAAGCUGUUCCGCUUCCGCAAGGCCGGCCAGGUGUACGCGAACAUGCUCACGGCGCACACGCGGGCGUACCGGGCCAUCAAGGAGCUGCCGGGGGGGGGUAAAAGCCGAAUCGGGAUCGUGCACAACUGGUUCGGGUUCGUGCCGAAGGGCAAAGGGCCGGGGUACGCCGCGGCGAGGGGCCUGGCGUCCUGGAUGAACACCGUGUGGGGGAACGAAGCUGUCUUGGAGUAUUUCAAAACCGGCGUGUGGAGGUGGUCGGCCAAGCUGCCGUUCACCAGGGUGCACCGUGACGAGGGGGAGCGGCCGGGCCUCGACUUCUUCGGGCUGAACUUCUACUCGAGGGGCGUGGUGUCGUGGGCGUGCGCGCCCACGCACAUGGACGACGAGCCCAUGACUGACAUGCCGUACGGGGUCUGGGAGGGGGGUCUCCUGAAGACGCUGCGGCACAUAUCGUCGCGCUUGCCUGGCACGCCGAUCCAGAUCACGGAGUCGGGCGUCGCGGACAAGGCGGACAAGCUGCGCGGCCCGUGGAUCGAGAGCCACUUUGCGCAGGUUGCGCAGGCGCUGGACGAGGGCAUCGACGUGCGGUCGUUCCUGUACUGGACCCUGAUGGACAACUUCGAGUGGCACGAGGGCUUCUUCAUGAAGUUCGGGCUCCACCGCUUCGACCCCGGACAGAAAACCCGAGACUUCCCUCUCAAAGACGGCGCAAAACCUAUUCUGGAGUGGUUCGCCAGACUCAAGGGCAGACGGCCGCAGCUGGCGCCGGAGGCGCGAUCCGCGCGCGAGGUGGAGCCCGAGGUCGGCGCGGCGGAAGGCGCCCGGCUGCGACAACGUACAACGACAGACCGUGACGCGCCCGCCGUAGCACUCGCGGGGCAGUGA